AUGUACCGUACGUUCGCGGCAGUGGCCGCCCACCCGACGGAGACCGCCGGCACUGCCUCCCGCCUCGUCUUUGGCUGGGCCAAGCCCUUGCUCUACCUCGGCAACCAGCGCAAGCUGUCGCCCGACGACCUGUACCCGCUGCCAUCGGCGAGCCAGGUCGGUCCGCUCACUUUGCACUUUGCUGACGUGUACGAGCACAAGGAUGGCGGUCUUCUCGCCACCUUCUUCUCCAUUUACUAUGGCCGCUUCCUUUGCAUUGGCCUCAUGCAGUGUCUCUCGGUCCUCGGCGACCUCUACGGCCCCGGCUACGUCCUCGGUGCGCUCCUCCGCGCCGUCGCCGCGCCGGUCGUUGACAUGCAAGUGGUGCUCACGCUCAUUGGGUCAUUGUACCUCGUGCAACUCGUCAACGCAUUCCUCAAGGCGCACUUGACGUACAUGAACGAGAGCCUCGGGCUUGAGUUCUCGUCGUCACUGCGCGCGAUGCUCUUUGAGAAGGUGCUCCGCCUCCGCGCCGUCGCGUCCUCGUCGUCGGUCGCGAAAGAAAAGAUGGCCGCCGACAUCGCCAAUCUCAUCUCGACGGAUACGAUCAACGUCAUGGGCUUUGCAACGAGCAUGCACUCGAUGUGGAUCGUGCCGCUGCAAAUUGCGGCCGUGCUCUACCUCCUCUACUCGAACGUUGGCUGGUCCAUCUUUGUCGGCCUCGGUGUCGUCGCGAUCAUCUUGGUCAUCAACGCGAUCGCAGCCAUGCUCAUGGGUGCCGAGCAAGCGCGCUGCUUUGAGCUCAAGAACGACCGUAUGGAGGUCCUCCAACAAGUGUUUGCCGCGAUUCAAACCAUCAAAAUGGACGUGCUCGAGACGCAGUACGAAGCCAAAAUCAAGGCGCUGCGCGGCCUCGAACUCGCGUCGGUUCGCACGCUUAUGCGCAUCCUCCUCGUCCUCGUCUCGUUUAUGAACUGCACGCUGCUCCUCGUGACACUCGUUGUCGUUGCAACGUUUACGCUCUGGAUGCAGCAAACGCUGACCGUCACGAUCGUCUUUUCGACUCUCGCGCUCUUCAAGCCGCUUCAGGACGCGCUUGUGAACCUCCCGAUUGCGCUUAUGGCGAUGGUCCAGUCGCUCACGUCGGUCCAGCGCAUCAACGACAUCUUGCUCCUCGAUGAAGUGAGUGCGGCUACAAGCGUCUGGGGCCCGUCGCACCCGCUUGCAGCCAUGUAUGCCAACGAAGGUGUCGUCGUCGCGAUCGAGACGGGCUCGUUUGCGUGGCACGCGACCUCCGGUCCGAUCCUUCGCAACAUUCACCUCCGCCUCCGACGCGGCGAGCUCGCCGUGCUGCACGGCGCGGUCGGCCAAGGCAAGUCGUCGCUCGUCGCAGCGCUCCUCGGCGAGAUGCAAAAGCUCUCCGGCUCGGUCUUUGUCGGCGGCCAAGUGGCCUACCUUGCGCAGCAGGCGUGGAUUCAAGUCGUCGCUCAAAACACGACGAUCCGCGAAAACAUCCUCUUUGGCCAGCCGUACGACCAUAUCAAGUACGAGAAGGUUCUCGACGCGUGUGCGCUGACAAAGGAAGUUGGCGCCAUCGGCGACUUGGCCGAGAUUGGCCUCAAGGGUGUCGCCCUCACUUGCAGCCAAAAGGCCCGCAUCGCACUGGCGCGCGCGUGCUACAGCGACGCCGACAUUCUGCUUCUGGACGCGCCCUUGGCGGCACUCGACCCGAGUAUGGCCAGCGAGAUCUUUACCAAGUGCAUUCUCGGCCUCUUGGCCAAGAAGACGGUGCUGCUCGUGACGCACAACAUGGAGAUCAUCCAGUCGCCCAGUGUGCGCCGCAGCCUCCUCCUUCAAGGCGGACGGCUCCACGAAGCGUCGCGCGACCCGCCCAAGAUGCUGCGCCGCGCCGUCUCGAGUGUUGUGGCCAACAAACCGCGCACGCUGCACCGGGCGCCGUCGUCGGUCAUUGACGCCAAGCCCGAGAGUAGUAGCCGGCCCCUCCAGCGCAUGGCCUCGAGCGCAACCGAGACCAAGCCGGCGCGAACGCUCCACCGUGCCGUGUCGGCGGCCGUUGAAGCAAAGUCGGACAUGCCCCAGCGUCGACUCCACGACCUCCUCGGCUCCCCGUCGCACCAGUCAGUGCGCAGCCUUCAGUUGCCCGAGACGCUUGCGCCCUUGGCCGAGGAUGCGCCAAGUGUCACCGAGUCGAGUCGGCUGCUCCUCGACGACGACAGCGACGACGAUGGCAACGGACACGUGUCGACGGCCAUUGUUGGCGGCUACGUGCGUGCGAUGGGUGGGUGCGUCGCCGUGUGCACCAUUCUCUUGCUCACGACGAGCCUCCAACUGCUCCGAAUCGGCAGCGACUUGUGGCUCACGCACUGGGCCAUGGCGCCGGCCUCCACGUUGUUUGGCUACGAUCCCAUGGCGCUCUACGCGGGACUUGCGCUCGGCAGCUGCGUCCUCGUCGCCCUUCAAACGUACGCAGUGAUUGCGUUCGGGCUCCGCGCGUCCCAGCACAUGUUUGGUGCGAUGCUUUCCGCGCUCUUGGCAGCGCCCAUUCGAUUCUUUGCCUCGACGUCGACGGACGCCGUGUGCAGCCGCUGCAGCGACGACGUGGUCGCGUGCGACUUUAGCAUCCCGUUCACCCUCGGCCCGAUCCUCUUUGAGGUCUCGUCGUUUCUGGCGACGCUUUUAACGACUCUCUAUGUCACGCGCUGGCCGGCGCUUCUCGUGCUGCCUCUUCUCUACCUCGACUACAAGCUCGGCGCGUUCUUUCUCGAGCCGCUCCAUGAAGUGCACCGCCUCGAGAACGCGUCGCGCGCGCCGCUCUUGCAAGCGAUUGCCGAGGCCAUUGACGGUGCAACGACGCUGCGUGCGUUCAAAGAGACGGCCCGGGUCGAGGCGAGUGCGACGUUGAAGAUCGAGGCGUUUGGGGAAGCGCGGGCCGCGGCCACUGCGCUCAACGCGUGGUGUGCUUUGCGCAUGUCGCUUGUCAGCAGCACGGUCGUCGCCGCCUUUCUCAGCGGGCUGGUUGCGCUGCGCCAUCAACACGAGCUCAGCUUUGGCCUGCUGGGGCUCUUGAUCACAUACGUGCUCGCUAUGCCGGCCAAUCUCAGCUACCUGGCGACGAUGUGGUCGCAGCUCGAGGCUGCGAUGCGCUCGCCCGAGCGCCUCCAAGAGUACAUGGCGAUCGAGUCCGAAGGCGACGCGACGACGACACUCGCCAAUUGGCCCACGGCCGGUGCCAUCACGUUUGACGACGUGAGCUUUCAGUAUACGUCGGUCGACCCGCUCGUGCUCAAGAACGUCUCCAGCCUCAUGAUGGCGCUCUUCCGCAUGAACGACGUGGCGUCCGGGUCCAUUGCCAUCGACGGCGUCGACAUUGCCACCGUGGGUCUCCGUACGCUGCGCAGCCACCUCGCCAUCAUUCCGCAAAACCCCGUCCUCUUCAAGGGCACGCUGCGCAACUACUUGGAUCCGUUCGACGAGUACGACGACGCGUCGCUCUGGGACGUGCUCCAAAAGGUGCAGAUGGUCGACCGCGUCUCGCAGCACGACGAGAAGCUCCUCGGCCCCGUGGACGAGAACGGCGAGAACUUUAGCGUCGGCGAGCGCCAAAUGCUGUGCAUGGCCCGCGCCCUCCUUCGGCAAGCCAAGGUCGUCGUGCUGGACGAAGUCCUGACGGUGACCGACCACGCCGUCGACAAGGUGCUCCGAACCGAGUUUGCGGCGUCGACGGUGCUCACGAUAGCGUACCGCUGCGAAACAAUGCUUGCCUGCGACCGGAUUCUGGUGCUGGACCAGGGAGCUCUGGUGCACAGCGGGUCCCCCAAGGCGCUCCUCAAGCAGCGCCACGAGCUCUUCUUAGAGCUCCUCCGCGACGGUGGCUACACUGGCAAGAUGCACUGACAAGGCUAGAUAUCAAACUACAUCAG
This is a messenger RNA of Saprolegnia parasitica CBS 223.65, 3920 nucleotides long. RefSeq lists its product as hypothetical. Lineage: Eukaryota; Oomycota; Saprolegniomycetes; Saprolegniales; Saprolegniaceae. Gene Ontology annotation, cellular component: membrane. Gene Ontology annotation, molecular function: ATP hydrolysis activity; ATP binding; ABC-type transporter activity. The record is from RefSeq and is a predicted model, not a curated record. The transcript has 3 exons. Gene Ontology annotation, biological process: transmembrane transport. Bases 1 to 3894 code for a protein of 1297 amino acids.